Molecule: messenger RNA, 5101 nt
Organism: Hemiscyllium ocellatum (epaulette shark)
Lineage: Eukaryota; Metazoa; Chordata; Chondrichthyes; Orectolobiformes; Hemiscylliidae
Gene: plod3
Product: procollagen-lysine, 2-oxoglutarate 5-dioxygenase 3
Exons: 19
Coding region: 39-2231 (730 amino acids)
Biological process (GO): peptidyl-lysine hydroxylation
Cellular component (GO): endoplasmic reticulum
Molecular function (GO): procollagen-lysine 5-dioxygenase activity; procollagen glucosyltransferase activity; iron ion binding
Source: RefSeq, a predicted model, not a curated record
CAGACGCGACGGGCAGGAUUCCCAGGGACAUCCCGAGGAUGGGUCUGCUCCUGCGGGCAUUCUGGCUCCUGCUAGCCCCUCUCUGGGUCUCAGCUUCCAGCCCCAAGCCCCUCUCCACAGAUAACCUGCUAGUGAUCACUGUGGCAACCAAGGAGACAGAAGGCUACAAGCGUUUCAUCCAGACGGCAAAAUAUUUUAACUACACUGUCAAGACCCUGGGACUAGGCCAAGAGUGGAAGGGUGGUGAUGUGGCUCGGACAGUAGGAGGUGGCCAGAAAGUGCGGUGGCUACAAAAGGAGAUGAUAAAACAUGAACCCCGGGAGGAUCUGAUCGUGAUGUUUGUUGACAGUUACGAUGUCAUCUUUGCCGGCUCUCCCCUGGAACUGCUGAAGAAGUUCGUACUGUUUAAUCACCAGGUGGUCUUCGCUGCAGAAGGAUUUAUCUGGCCGGAUGAGGCCCUGGCGGAUAAGUAUCCACCUGUCCGUAACGGGAAGCGAUACCUCAAUUCCGGAGGUUUUAUCGGCUAUGCCUCAGUCAUCAACAGCAUUGUGCAGCAUUGGAAGUUCAAGGACGACGAUGAUGACCAGCUUUUCUACACUAAGAUUUACCUCAGCCCCAAACUGAGGGAAAAGUACAAGAUGGCUCUGGAUCACCAGUCGACAAUCUUUCAAAACCUCAACGGUGCUUUAGACGAAGUUGUCAUCAAGUUUGAGAAGGGAAAGGCCAGAAUCCGUAACAUAGCCCAGGACACGCUGCCAGUCAUCAUCCACGGCAAUGGGCCAACCAAGCUGCAGCUGAACUAUUUGGGGAAUUAUAUUCCGAAUGCCUGGAACCACGAGACUGGAUGUGGAAUAUGUGACGAGGACUUGUUAGACCUGACACAGCUACAGGAGGAAGACUAUCCUCAGGUCCUGAUUGCAGUCUUCAUCCUGCAGCCCACCCCAUUCCUCCCAGAAUUUCUGGAACGCCUUGCUGCCCUGGAAUACCCCCUGGAACAGCGGAGCCUCUUCAUCUAUAACAAGGAGGUUUACCACGAAAAACACAUCCAGAUGUUCUGGGAGGAACACCAGGAGGAUUUCUACAGCAUUAAAAUCGUUGGCCCUGAGGAGGAAUUGACGGAGGGUGAAGCCAGGGACAUGGGGAUGCACGUGUGUCGCCAGGACCCGGACUGCGACUAUUAUUUCAGCCUGGAUGCUGACGUGGCCCUCAGUAAUCCAGAAACCCUGAAGAUCCUCAUUGAACACAAUCGGUUCGUGAUCGCGCCAAUGGUCAGUCGUCACGGCAAGCUGUGGUCCAACUUCUGGGGCGCAGUAAACGCUGACGGCUACUACAGCCGCUCGGAGGACUACAUCGAAAUCGUGCAGUUGAAGAGAGUUGGUAUCUGGAAUGUUCCGUACGUCUCGCAGGCUUACCUGAUCAAAGGGGAGGUUCUGCGCAAUGAACUGAGACAGAAGAAUGUCUUUACACAGGACGACCUCGAUCCUGAUAUGAUCUUCUGCAAGAAUCUCCGCAGAAAGGCACUCUUCAUGUAUGUGACGAAUCUCGAUGACUUUGGUCACCUUCUGUCACUCUCCAAUUACAAUACCAGCCACCUUCACAAUGAUCUGUGGCAAAUCUUCACCAACCCAGAAGAUUGGAAAGAGAAAUAUAUUCAUGAGAAUUACUCCCGGAUUUUCAGUGAGAAUCUCGUGCAGCAGCCGUGUCCUGAUGUCUACUGGUUCCCCAUUCUCUCUGAACGAGCCUGUGAUGAGUUGGUGCAAGAACUGGAGCAUUAUGGCCAGUGGUCUGGAGGAAAACAUGAGGACUCGCGGCUCAGCGGAGGUUACGAGAACGUCCCGACCGUUGACAUUCACCUGAAGCAGGUCGGCUUUGAGAGGGAAUGGCUGAAGUUCCUGAGGAAGUACAUUGCCCCUGUGACAGAGAAGUUAUAUCCUGGUUAUUAUACCAAGGCCGAGGCGGUGAUGAACUUCAUGGUCCGGUAUCGUCCGGAUGAGCAGCCAUCGCUCCGGCCUCAUCACGAUUCGUCAACGUUCACCAUCAACAUUGCCCUCAACACCAAGGGCGUUGACUAUGAGGGUGGAGGUUGCAGGUUCCUGAGGUACAACUGCUCGAUCGAGGCUCCCCGUAAGGGAUGGUCCCUCAUGCACCCCGGCCGACUCACCCACUUCCACGAGGGCCUGCCCACCACCCGGGGGACUCGCUACAUCAUGGUUUCCUUUGUGGACCCUUGACGGGGUCGGAGGGAGGGACGAGUGAUUGGACUGGCGGAGGCUGAUGACUUGAACAGAGGCCUUUUCCGAAGCCACUCCCUGACGCGAUGACACCUCACUUGACAAUGAAGAGCAACCUGACCAGAAACUGCCUUCCAGUGGCCACCCGCCCCUCCACCCACUCGAAGCGCACUUCUCAAAACUCCCAACCAAAGCCCCCUUCCUCGUUAGCCUUCUCUGUGGGACCUGUUGCCCUUCACCCCUGGUGGUGUCACCACCGUAGAUCGCCUGAGGGACCCACUCCACCCAUUGGCAAUCGUCAACUUCAACCUCUGAGCCCAAUAAGAAGGACAAGGACUCUGGACACCAAGCGUUGGAUAAACUGAUGGCCCCACGUUGCAGCUGCCUGAUCCUUUAGGAAACUGGAGCAGGAGAAUGCUACUUCACCCCCUCCAAUCCUUCUCCAUUAAAUCAUCAAGAGUAUGGCUGAUCUACUACCUCAACCCGAAGAUCCCUCGUUUCCCUUAAUGACUUUUUAAAAAGAAAAUCUCAGUCUCGAACGUACUCGCUGAGUGAAAAAAAUCCCGCCCCAUCUCAGUUCUGACACUGUCCUCCUCGGGCCUAGGCAUCCACCACCCACCUCCCCUGCCCUGGGCGAGAGGCCUACCCAUAUAGAGCUAUCAAGCUCAUUUAGCCUUGUACAGGUGUCUCAGUGAGACUGUCUAUCAGAUGUAGGCUGCUCCUAAAAAACCAUUCUUUCAUGAGAUUUGGCGAGGCCAGCAUUUGGCAACUUCGAAGCUCAUGUCGCCUCAGUUCAGACGUUUGAAAAGUGAACCAGCAGCUUGUAACCGUGUAACUCCUUCCCAACACGAGGGUUUUCCCAUUCUCUUCCACAGGGUGUGGCCAUCAAUGGGGAAGGGUCAGCUUUUAUUGCCCAUCCCUCAAUUACCCUUGAAGUGAGAUGCUCGCUCGGACAUUUCAGAGAAUCGUUAAGAGUCUACCACGUUGUUGUGGGCCUGGAACCACGUGUAGGCCAGACCGGCUAAGAAUGUCAGAUUUCUUCCUCUUAAAGAAAACCAGUCUCGUUUCUACAACAAUCGGUGGUCACCAUCAGAGACUGGAUUUUGAUUCCAGGAUUUUAACAGGUUAAAUUCAUCUUGGCAGGAUCUGAAUCUGCGCCUGUUUCCCUGAGCCAUAACCUGGGAUCUCUGACUUACAGGUUCAGUUCAUUCCGAGAUCGUUUCCCCCUCUUCUAUCCCGGGUGCUCUCGUAUUACCGUGGGCGGCAUGGUGGCACAGUGGUUAGCACUGCAGCCUCACAGCGCCAGAGACCCGGGUUCAAUUCCCGCCUCAGGCGACUGACUGUGUGGAGUUUGCACGUUCUCCCUGUGUCUGCAUGGGUGUGCUCCGGUUUCCUCCCACAGUCCAAAGAUGUGCGAAUUGGCCAUGCUAAAUUGCCUGUAGUGUUAGGUAGGGGGUAUGGGUGGGUUGCGCUUCGGCGGGUCGGUGUGGACUUGUUGGGCCGAAGGGCCUGUUUCCACACUGUAAGUAAUCUAAUCUAUAACGUCAAUUCCCCACGAUCAGAUGACCCAGCCUCAGCCUAUCAGUGACCACCUUGUCAUUUUCCAUUUUGGUUUAAUACAAAACAAAAAUGAUCUUCUCCUGCAGAGGGGCGUAGGGAGAGUUCAGUCAGGUUGUGGUGUGGGGGGGGGGGGCAUGACCCUCCUCCCCCCAAGUUUAAAUCAAGCCAUUCAGGGACAUUUUCAGACAGAGGAGUGGAGAUCUGCAAAUCCGUUUCCCCCUCCCUUCCCACAAACCCACACACACCUCCUACAACAACUCCCCCCCACACCCCCUGAAAGCUCGACACUGUGAGAUCGACAGAUUCUGGUUGGGUAAGGGUUAGGGAUCCAGGCAGGUGGAUGGAGCUAACACACUGAUCAGCCACGGCCAUCAUGCUUGAGGGGCCGAAUGGCUCCGUCUCCAUCUCCUCAGUUUGUCCUCGAUCUUUCAAGCAGUUUCCCAGCAGCCACCACUUCACCUGUCAGUCCAGGAUCAUCUAAUGCUUAUGCACAGAGGCACAGAUUUGGGAACAUAGACGGCAGAUUAUCAUUUGGAUGGGAGACCGCCUGAGAAUAGCAGGUGCUGUAGACCACCGGGGCCCUCUUGUAACACAGUAGUAGUAUCCCUACCCCUGGAUCAGGAGGCCUGGCUUCAGGUCACACUUGCUCCAGUGGUGUCUAGUAGCAUCUCUGAACAGGUUGAUUAGGUAAAGAAUAGGUUAAAUGUACUAAAGAAAAAACUAGAGGGCAAAUGUUUUGUCCCAUUGCACCUGCAGCCAACAGAAAAGGAUAGGUCUCAGGUGUGAUGGUAAUAGUAAGGUUUGAGGGCAGAGAGGAUUGUUUGGAGUGUGGGACGAUUAGUGAAUCAGCCCGUGCUCUUCAGCCUGACCUACUAUUUUGCAAGUACACCGUCCAGGACAAAGCAGCUACGCUUGACUGUAGCCCAUCCAGCACUCUUUCCAACAUUGGCUCAGUGGGGGGACUGUCCACCACCUACAAGUGAGCUGUGUGAGCCCCUCAAGGUUCCUCUGAUAGCACCUUCCAACUCAUGACCUCUACCAGCUAGGACAACAGCAGCUGAUAGGUGGGGACUCCACCACCUGCAAGUUCCCCUCCAGCAUCCCUUCAGUGUUGCUGGGACAAUACCCUGAAGCUCCCUCCCUCACAGCACUUUGAAUGUCCCUAUACCAGGCAGACUACAGAGGUUCAAGAGGGCAGAUCACUACCACCGUAUCCAGGAGACUUAGGGGUGAGCAAUAAAUGUUGGCCCAGCCAAUGUAGCCCACAUCUCAGGAAUGAAUAUAUUUUUAAUAAAAACAUUGAUUCGAUA